AUGUUCGAGUCGCUGCUCACCGAGAGGUUUAGCAAUGGCUUUGACGUUGUUUUGGCCAUCGCGUUGCUUCUGUCGACCAUCUUCACUAUCAUCUUGUUGACCCUGCCGUCGCAGUAUGACCCGUACUUGGACAGGCCACUCAAGGCGGUGGACGAGGAGGGCAACAAGGUCAAAGUGAAAGGGAAAGAUGGUAGCGAUUCGAUUGAUUUCAAACCAGGGAGGACGGUGCAGAUAAUCGUCUUAGGAGACAUUGGACGCUCACCCCGCAUGCAGUAUCAUGCUUUGAGCAUUGCCAAACACGGCGGAAGGGUGUUUCUGAUCGGCUAUCAGGAGUCGGAAGUGCACCCGGAUAUUGUCUCCAAUCCGUUAAUCGAGGUUGUGGCACUGGUGCCAGCACCUUCUUACCUCCGUUCCAGCAGCAAACUGCUGUUUCCUAUUCUGGCACCAUUGAAAGUACUAUGGCAGGUCAGAAGUCUAUACCGCGCUCUCUGCUACCGCACACAGCCUGGACGAUGGAUGCUUGUACAGAACCCUCCUUCGAUACCUACCCUGGCUGUGGCGAGUCUAGUAUGCUUCAUUCGGAACACGCAGUUAGUGAUCGACUGGCACAACUUUGGCUACUCGAUCCUCGCACUCAAACUCGGUAAUAGCCAUCCGCUUGUCAACAUCUCCGCUUUAUACGAGAGACUGUUCGCAAAGGCAGCUAAACACCACUUCACCGUUACCCGCGCAAUGGCACGUGUACUUAAAGACUCGUAUGGUGUCACCGCUCAAACCUUACAUGACCGUCCAGGCCCGAUGUUUCGACCCAUUGACUCUUUAGAACGACACGCCUUUCUUUCUCGACUGCCAGAUACCGCGCAAUUUGCGCAAGAUCUUACGAGUCCAACCAAAACACCAUGGAAGCUAAUCGUAAGCUCGACAUCCUGGACUGCAGAUGAAGACUUUUCUAUUCUACUUGACGCUCUGUGUGCCUAUUCAGCACAGGUCACUGCAAAUCCUGGGCUGCCGAACAUCUUGGCCAUCAUCACCGGCAAGGGUCCGCAGAAGGAACACUAUCUCGCCAAGAUCCGCGUUUUAAACCAAGAGAAGAAACUGUCAAAUGUCGUCAUAAAGACAGCAUGGCUUACGUCUGAAGACUACGCAACGCUUCUUGCUGCCGCUGACCUGGGCGUGUCGCUGCACACAUCUUCGUCUGGCGUCGACUUGCCCAUGAAAGUUGUCGACAUGUUUGGUGCAGGAUUGCCCGUCGUAGGGUGGGGCAAGUUUGAGGCCUGGCCUGAGCUAGUCAGAGAAGAUGUCAAUGGGAAAGGGUUCGAGAGCUCCCAGCAGCUGGCGGAGCAGCUCUUGAGCUUGUUCGGUGAAAAGGUGAACUUGUUGGAGACAUUGAAGAAGGGCGCGCUCGAGGAGAGUAAAAACAGAUGGGAUGAAGAAUGGGAUCGCGUUGGUGGAAGGAUGUUUAGGUUGGUCGAUUGA
This is a messenger RNA of Boeremia exigua, 1476 nucleotides long. Its product is annotated as beta-1,4-mannosyltransferase-like protein. Gene Ontology annotation, cellular component: endoplasmic reticulum. NCBI's taxonomy places the organism in Eukaryota, Fungi, Ascomycota, Dothideomycetes, Pleosporales, Didymellaceae. The record is from RefSeq and is a predicted model, not a curated record. Gene Ontology annotation, molecular function: mannosyltransferase activity. Bases 1 to 1476 code for a protein of 491 amino acids. The transcript is spliced from 2 exons.